Scheffersomyces amazonensis is the source of this 1605-nucleotide messenger RNA. RefSeq names its product Tip41p (gene TIP41). Lineage: Eukaryota; Fungi; Ascomycota; Pichiomycetes; Serinales; Debaryomycetaceae. The record is from RefSeq and is a predicted model, not a curated record. The coding region runs from base 134 to 1501 and encodes 455 amino acids. Gene Ontology annotation, biological process: TOR signaling. The transcript has a single exon. Gene Ontology annotation, cellular component: cytosol.
AAUACAUUUUUAUUCUUACUGUACUGGAUCGUUCUUUUUUCUCCGCGCACUAAACCUAAACGCUAAUUGUGCUAAUUAACUCUGUCUGUUAAUAUAACCUAUCAUAGCUAUUCGUUGCUAUACUAUCAAUUCUAUGUCUGAUUCAAAUAGUAAUAGUCAACGUAUCAGUAAUGCCAAUAGUUCUGGCAAGGUCAGUUCGGAUAAUCUGAAUCAUCCUCCUCCUCCACCACAACCUCCUACCCAUUCAAAUGUAUUUGCAAGACCAAAUCAACCAAGAUUACCGAGAUCCGGUAUUAAUGCUGUUCACGUAAAUCAAGCUCGAGAAAUGGUAAGACUUCAUACAAGAGGUAGAUUACCUUCAGGAAAUCAGAAUCAAUUACCCAAUGAAACUUCUUCUUCUUCAAUUGCAGCAGUUGAAACUACUAGAACUUCUGCAACACAUACUAUUACUUCAAAUAAUGAAUCUAUUUCUACUACCAUAAGUAAAACUUCAACUCAUCCUAUAAUGAAUACUUCAUCUUCAUUCCCUAGUAAUAAACAUCCUAAUCAUAAGAAUUCAAAUGUAUCAAUACCUGCUGCUGCUCAUGAUGGAGAAUGUAAUAAUCCCUUAUGUGAACAUUGUGGUGGAGUAAUAAUACCAGCACCUCUGGCAUCAUUCCCAAUUCAAGAUCGUCCAUCAAUAACAAUUAAUAAUUGGAGUAUAUAUACUAUAAAGAAACCCAUAUUAAAUUCUCAAGAAUUAGAUGAUUUAAGUGAAAAUCGAUUUGAUUUCCCCCUUCCAGAAAUGAUCUUUGGAAAUAAUGUAGUUAAAAUAGUUAAUGAUCAAACUGGUGAAAUUAUAGAAUUUAAUGCGCUAGAUGCAUUAGAUUCAAUGGAUUCAGAAACUAAAUUUAAAGUAAGUUAUCAUGAAGAAUGGUUAGCAUCUAGAAAAUCCAAAUCAUCUAAUUCAAGUGAAAAAUCAGAAAAAGCUCUAAAAGAAAAUUCUACAAGAGAUAUGUCUACAUUAACUGAUAAUUUAGAUACAUUAAAACCAUAUGAUUGGACUUAUUCUCCUAAUUAUAAAGGUACAAUUAAUAAUAUAAUAUUCGAAGAAACUACUGAAACUAUCCCUAUUCAUAAAUUAUUAAAACCAGAUCCAAUUUUAUUCUUUGAUGAAUCUAUUUUAUAUGAAGAUGAAUUAGGUGAUAAUGGAAUUUCAAUGCUUUCAACAAAAAUACGAGUUAUGCCUACAUGUUUAUUAUUAUUAUGUAGAUUUUUUUUAAGGAUUGAUAAUGUAAUCUUUAGAAUAAGAGAUAUUAGAAUUUUUAUUGAUUUUGAAACUAAUGUUAUCCUUCGAGAAUAUAAAGAACAAGAAUUCCCCUAUGAUGAAUUAUUAUUAACUGUUACUAGUAAUAAGAAUACUAAUGAUCCUAAAAAAUUAUUAAGAGAUAUAAAUUGGGUAUCACAAAAUAUUCCUGUUAUUUCAACUAUAACUGAAACAAAUCAAAGGAAACUACAUUAGCUUAGUUUAGUUUAGUUUAGUUUAGUUUAGUUUAUCUUAUCUUAUGUUAUGUUAUGUUAUAGUUAAAUUAUAUAUUUAUAGUAAUAUAGCAUGAUUAAUUUAUA